This is a messenger RNA of Kockovaella imperatae, 1214 nucleotides long. Its product is annotated as Squalene/phytoene synthase-domain-containing protein. The record is from RefSeq and is a predicted model, not a curated record. The coding region runs from base 5 to 1105 and encodes 366 amino acids. Gene Ontology annotation, cellular component: mitochondrion. Gene Ontology annotation, biological process: mitochondrial respiratory chain complex I assembly; biosynthetic process. The transcript is spliced from 4 exons. NCBI's taxonomy places the organism in Eukaryota, Fungi, Basidiomycota, Tremellomycetes, Tremellales, Cuniculitremaceae.
GAGGAUGAAUUUCGAUCUUGGUCUUCAACACCUCGUCGUUAUCUCAGCAAUCAUCAUGUCGGUUAAAUGGAGCCUGACAAGCGUUGCAUCAGCCUCCCGCCCUGGGUCCAUCAGUAGACGCUGUUUCUCGGCUAUUCCCGCACGCUUAGGGGGCCAGUCCCCUGCAAAGCCCUCUCUAAACGUCCAGGUCGCAUCGGGCGGACCCCAAGCACCGUCCGAGUACUGUGCAUCCCUCGUCCGAAAGCUGGAUCCAGAAGCAUGGCUAUGUUCUUACUUUUGGCCUAGGCGUGAGCGGUCCUGGUGGCUAGCAUGGCGUGCCUUCAACAUCGAAUUACAUCUCAUCUCCACUACUGUCACUGUGCCUGGGCUGGCCGCCAUUCGGUAUCAGUUCUGGAGGGACACCCUAAGCGUCAUAUGGACUGGCAAAACCGCCCACGGUCAAGUCCUGGCUGUACCGCAACAUCCCAUUGCUAUCAUGCUAGAGCAGAUGAAGCGAUCGAGGCCGAUCCAGCGGUAUUAUCUCAGUCAGAUGAUCGAUGUCAGGGAGAAGAUUCAGGAUCAAGCUGCUAGCUCCUCAUCGCUGGAAUCUCAUCUUGCGACACAUGGCCCACUUCAAUCAUCCCUCCUGCUCGGGAGUCUACCCCUGCUAAUCCCUCCAAAUGAUCCCAAAACUUCUGAAUUGACACAUACGCUCUCUCACCUCUCCAAUCUCUUAACGACAGCAUCUCUCAUUCGAAACUUGCCCGUUCUCGUCAAGUCAAAACGGGAAAUUAAUCUUCCCAGAGAUAUAUGUGCGAAACACAGUAUUGUGGAUGAGGAAGUCAUCCGACAAGCAGGCAACGCAAAAGGCCUCAAAGAUGCAUGCUAUGAGAUCGGGACUAGAGGCAUGGACGAGUUGAUCACGGCCAGGAGGGAUCUGAAGAGUAGUGGUGGCAAAAUCGAGCCGACAGCAGCCUUCCCAGUAUUCCUCGCAUCGGUACCUGCUGAGAGGUAUCUUAAGCGACUGGAGAAAGUCGACUUCAAUCCCUUUCAUCGUUCUCUUGAGAGGCAUGACUGGCAACUCGCCCCUCGUAUCUGGUGGACAGCACAGACGGGCAAAAUAUAGUCUAAGCCAAUGGGACUGACUACCCAUCAAUCAAUAUGCAUAGACUCAGGCGAAUUCAAAACUGCAGGGCAUUCAAUCCAAACGGGAUCGGUUUCGUUCAUUGAUGUCC